AUUAUUUUUGUUGAGGCUGGAACCGCUUAUAAAAACGCACAGAUCAUUUUGGCGACAUCAGUUUCUCACCAAACGUAACGCAAAACCAAAUCUAGAAAAAUGAAUUAUUUUGCUGUAGUCUUUUUGGCCGUUGUGGCUUGUGCCUACGCAGGAUUAAUUGCCGCUCCUGCUACCAGAGUUUUACGAGGCCCCAGUAGCAGUGCAACGGUUAUCGGUCCUGAUGGAAGUUCUAUUUCCUCUAUUGCUCCUGGAGGCACCGUAGUGGCUGAUGUCCAACCCGGGCUUGUAGCUGCCCCUGCUGUGGUUGCUGGUGCUCCUGCUGUUGUUGCCAGAUCUGCGGUUGUAGCUCCAGCUGCUUUGGCUUCUCCUGGUGUUGUCUCCGCUUCUGGUCUUGUUGCUCGUUCUUCUGUUUUGACUGGAUGGGGUGGCACUCUGAUUGCUGGUCCUGCUGGUACCAUUACAACCUCAGAAUCUCUCGCUCCAGCUCCUUUAGCCGCUGCUUGGUUGUGAUUUUGUACAAAAAAUUAAUAAAAAAAUACCAAAUAUCCAAAUACCUAGUUAUCUACGAAUACGUAAAUAAUCAUAAAUGCAAUAGAUGUGUGUCUAUUAUUGAAAAUGUAUAAAAAAGUAAUGAGGUUUAUAAGUAAAUCUAUUUUUGAUAAUAAACAGUGUUUCUUUCUUUCAA
Tribolium madens (black flour beetle) is the source of this 685-nucleotide messenger RNA. RefSeq lists its product as uncharacterized. The coding region runs from base 100 to 510 and encodes 136 amino acids. NCBI's taxonomy places the organism in Eukaryota, Metazoa, Arthropoda, Insecta, Coleoptera, Tenebrionidae. The record is from RefSeq and is a predicted model, not a curated record. The transcript is spliced from 2 exons.